AUGCCUGAACAUUUGGCCAUGGAUCACGAGGGGGCCCAGCAGCCCCCACAAGGUUUCUUUGACAGAUCCCACUCCGCUCCCAACUUGAGCUCUUUGGACGAGUACAAUGCCAUGUACAAGCAGUCCAUUGACGACCCGGCCACGUUUUUUGGCAACCAGGCCCGCGAUCUCUUGUCGUGGAGCACGCCUUUCAACGUCGCCCGCUACCCGGCGUCGCCCAAGGACGACUUUGCCAACGGCGACAUUCCAGCGUGGUUUCUCGGCGGCCAGUUGAAUGCGUGCUACAACGCAGUCGACCGCUGGGCCUUCGAGGACCCAAACAAGCCCGCCAUCAUCUACGAAGGUGACGAGCCCGGAACAGGCCGCAUCAUCUCCUACGGCGAGUUGUUGAAGGACGUGUGCAAGUUGGCCCAGGCGUUGGUCAAGGCCGGCGUGAAAAAGGGCGACACCGUUGCCGUGUACUUGCCCAUGAUUCCCGAGGCCAUUGUCACCUUGUUGGCCAUUGUGCGUAUCGGUGCCGUGCACUCGGUGGUGUUUGCUGGCUUUUCGCUGACCUCGUUGCGUGACCGUAUUGUGGACGCCGACUCGCGCAUCGUUAUCACCGCCGACGAGAGCAAGCGUGGUGGAAAGACCAUUGAAACAAAGAAAAUCGUUGACGAGGCCCUCAAGGACUUGCCCCAGGUGCGCAAUGUGUUUGUGUUCAAGCGUACGGGAAACAAACAUGUGCCCUUCUAUCCGGGCCGUGACUUGUGGUGGCACGAUGAGUUGGCCAAGCACGGCAACUACUCUCCCCCAGUCGCUGUCGACUCCGAGGACCCAUUGUUUUUGUUGUACACAUCCGGCUCCACAGGUAAACCAAAGGGUGUGCAGCACAAUGUCGCCGGUUAUUUGCUUGGUGCGUUACUCACAACCAAGUACACUUUCGACGUGCACCGUGAUGACAUCAUCUUCACUGCCGGUGAUAUUGGAUGGAUCACGGGCCACACAUACGUGGUCUACGGUCCUUUGCUCAACGGUGCCACCACAGUUGUAUUCGAAGGCACUCCAGCUUACCCAGACUACUCGCGGUACUGGCAGAUUGUUGACGAGUACAAGGUUAACCAGUUCUACGUGGCGCCAACCGCGUUGCGUUUGUUGAAGCGGGCUGGCCCCUCCUUCAUCGAAAAGUUCAAGUUGGACUCCUUGCGUGUGUUGGGUUCUGUCGGUGAACCUAUUGCAGGAGAGGUGUGGCACUGGUACAACGAGCACAUUGGCCGUGGCAAGGCUCAUAUUGUGGAUACCUACUGGCAAACCGAGUCUGGCUCUCACUUGUUGACCCCGUUGGCUGGUGUAACCCCUACCAAACCCGGUUCCGCGUCCUUACCAUUCUUUGGUAUUGACGCCCAUGUGUUGGAUCCUGUCACGGGUAAGCGCUUGACUGAGGAUGGCGUGGAAGGUGUUUUGGCCAUCAAGAACGCCUGGCCUUCGAUCGCACGUGGUAUUUUCAACGACUACAACCGGUUUAUCGACACUUACCUUGGCAACUACAAAGGCUACUAUUUCACGGGCGAUGGCGCAGCAAGAGACAAGGACGGCUUUUACUGGAUCUUGGGCCGUGUCGAUGAUGUGGUCAAUGUGUCUGGUCACAGAUUGUCUACUGCAGAGAUUGAGGCGGCGUUGAUCGAGCACGAAAUGGUUGGUGAAAGUGCUGUUGUUGGAUACGCAGACGACUUAACGGGCCAGGCUGUGGCUGCGUACGUGUCGUUGAAGUCUCAGUUCAAGUCUGAUGACAAGGACGCGAUCGACGCCAUCAAGAAGGAGUUGAUCUUGACUGUCAGAAAGGAAAUUGGACCUUUCGCUGCGCCAAAGUUGAUUUUGUUGGUGAACGACUUGCCAAAGACGAGAUCGGGCAAGAUCAUGAGAAGAAUCUUGCGUAAGGUUUUGGCCGGCGAGGAGGACCAGUUGGGUGACACCUCGACAUUGUCCGACCCUAGUGUUGUGCAACAGAUCAUCGACGUUGUCAAGGAAACAAGAAAGUGA
Molecule: messenger RNA, 2019 nt
Organism: Clavispora lusitaniae ATCC 42720
Lineage: Eukaryota; Fungi; Ascomycota; Pichiomycetes; Serinales; Metschnikowiaceae
Gene: ACS1
Product: acetate--CoA ligase 1
Cellular component (GO): cytosol
Molecular function (GO): AMP binding; acetyl-CoA synthetase activity
Source: RefSeq, a predicted model, not a curated record